Molecule: messenger RNA, 3729 nt
Organism: Trichomycterus rosablanca
Lineage: Eukaryota; Metazoa; Chordata; Actinopteri; Siluriformes; Trichomycteridae
Gene: col28a2a
Product: collagen, type XXVIII, alpha 2a
Exons: 35
Coding region: 1-3729 (1242 amino acids)
Molecular function (GO): serine-type endopeptidase inhibitor activity
Source: RefSeq, a predicted model, not a curated record
AUGUGUCUGCGUUUAAGCUGGCUGCUUCUGCUGACAGGGUUGCUGGGGGUCUACACACAGGAUUAUUAUGAUGAAAAUACAGAAGGAAAAACCAGGGUCAGAGUUCAAACCACAAGCUUGACACAUAAUGGACAAGCCAUCCUGGAUGAAGACUGUGGUCUUGAGCUGGCUUUCCUCGUGGACAGCUCAGAGAGUGCCAAGGGCCACCACCAACAGGAGAAGAAGUUUGCCAUCGACAUUGUAGACGGUCUGCCAGGCAUCCGCCUCAAGACAGGACGCAAACUGAGCUGGAAAGUCUCUCUCCUCCAGUACAGCAGCCAUGUCAUAAUCGAGCAAACGUUUAAGCAGUGGAAGGGCACGGAGAACUUCAAAAGCAGCGUCGCUCCUAUAGGCUACAUAGGCCACGGCACCUACACGACCUACGCCAUCACCAACAUGACAAAGAUCUUUUCAGAAGAGUCCAGACCGAACGGUAUCAAGAUUGCACUGCUCCUCACGGACGGGGUCUCUCACCCGAGGAAUCCCGACAUCUUCUCGGCCACAGCUGAAGUCAAAAACCAGGGGGUGAAAUUCUUCACUAUUGGCAUCACCCACACUGCCAACGAGCCCGCUAACAUCGCUCGUUUAAGGUUACUGGCCAGCACGCCUGCUUCCCGCUUCCUCCAUAACCUGCAGGACACGCACAUCAUUGAGAAGAUUCUGUCUGAGAUUGCUGACAUAGCUGAAGACGGGUGCCCUGUGGCUCAGAAGUGUGCAUGUGAGAAGGGUGAGAGAGGACCCAGUGGCCCAGCAGGAAAGAAAGGUCGUCCAGGUGAAGAUGGAACCCCUGGGCUCAAAGGUCAAAAGGGUGAGGGUGGAUUAAGUGGACUUCCUGGUCGUGACGGCACAGAGGGAAAACCUGGAUAUAAGGGAGAUAAGGGAGACCGAGGUGAAUGUGGAACACCAGGAAUCAAAGGUGACAGGGGUCCAGAGGGUCCAGUUGGUACGAGAGGAUCCAGAGGGUUGCAGGGUUUACCUGGACCACAUGGAGAUAUCGGACCAGAGGGCCCACAGGGAACAAAGGGUGAGCGGGGUCCAUCUGGCCCUCCUGGCCUUCAGGGUGAAACUGGUGUUGGCCUUCCAGGACCAAAGGGUGAUUUGGGAUUACAGGGCAGACAUGGUCCUCCUGGGCCUCCUGGAAUUGGAGAAUCAGGCCCUCCUGGGCCCCAAGGUCCACAGGGUGUUCAAGGAGAAAAAGGGCCACUAGGAGAAGGAUUUCCUGGACCUAAGGGUGACCGGGGGCCGGAGGGGCCAAGGGGGCCAAGAGGACAACCAGGCGCUGGAAUCAAAGGAGAAAAGGGAGAGCUUGGACCUUCAGGCCCAGUCGGCCUGGUUGGGCUUCCUGGGAUUGGUAUCCAAGGAGAGAAGGGUGUGGAGGGUCCAAGGGGGCCUCCAGGAGGCAGAGGAUCACCAGGAGAGGGCCUGCCUGGACCAAAGGGUGACCAAGGAUUAUCAGGAGAGAUCGGCAGCCAGGGUGAGAGGGGGAUCGGAGAGUCUGGACCAAAGGGUGAGCCUGGUGCUUCAGGACUUGCAGGUUUACCUGGACUUCCUGGAGAAGAUGGUGCUCCAGGCCAAAAGGGUGAGCCGGGUGCACUGGGUCUGAGAGGGGCUGAAGGAGCACCAGGAAUUGGCACACAAGGCGAAAAGGGAGAUCAGGGCCAGCGAGGUGUGAGAGGGUUACCUGGCUCACCUGGCAUUUCUGGCCCAUCGGGUGCCAAGGGAGAACCUGGGACACCAGGACGACUGGGCAUGCCCGGCUUUCCUGGGCGUGCUCUUGCAGGAUCGAAGGGUGAUGUGGGACCUCCUGGUCCUGCUGGGCCAGUUGGAGAAACAGGCUAUGGGCUGCCAGGUCCAAAGGGUGAUCGUGGCAGCGCCGGCCCUCCUGGACCAUUUGGGCCAAAAGGGGAAGGAUUUCCUGGACCAGCGGGUCCUCCUGGUCUGCCCGGUCCGACUGGAGAGCCUGGACCUGAGGGCAACGGCUUCCCUGGACCAAAGGGUGAUGUUGGUUUUCGAGGAUUACCAGGCCUGCCAGGACCACCAGGCGAAGGCAUUCAGGGUCCACCAGGUAACGGCGGAAGGCCAGGACAACCAGGACCAGUCGGGCCCCCAGGAGAGGGAAUUCAAGGACCGAAAGGAGCCCAAGGGCUAUUGGGUCUCACUGGACCAAGGGGAGCACCAGGAGAGGGACACUCAGGUCCUAAGGGUGAUCGAGGCUUACAGGGUGAAAGAGGAAUGAAGGGAGUGAAGGGUGACAUGGGUGACGGUGGACUCCCGGGACAAGCUGGAAGACCUGGAGUGAAAGGAGAGAUGGGCCUCACAAGAGAAGAUAUCAUUAAACUGAUCAAAGAAAUCUGCGGCUGUGGUAUUAAGUGUAAGGAAAGACCCAUGGAGCUGGUGUUUGUGAUCGACAGCUCAGAAAGCGUCGGACCUGAGAACUUCGAGAUCAUAAAGGACUUUGUCAUCGCGCUGGUGGACCGUGUUACCGUAGGCCGUAACGCCACACGCGUGGGCCUGGUGCUCUACAGCUUAGACGUGCACCUGGAGUUCAACCUGGCACGCUACAUGACCAAGCAGGAUGUCAAGCAGGCCAUCAGGAACAUACCCUACAUGGGAGAGGGCACUUACACUGGCACCGCCAUUCGCAAGGCUACACAAGAGGCUUUUCACAGCACGCGGAACGGCGUGAGCAAAGUGGCCGUCGUCAUCACCGACGGCCAGACGGAUAAGAGAGAGCCCGUGAAGCUGGACAUGGCAGUGCGGGAGGCCCAUGCUGCUAAUAUUGAGAUGUACGCUAUUGGAAUUGUGAACACGUCGGAUCCUACUCAAACCGAGUUUCUCAAGGAGCUCAACCUCAUCGCUUCAGACCCGGACGGUGAACACAUGUACCUCAUCGAUGACUUUAACACCCUCCCUGCCUUGGAGUCUAAGCUUGUAAGCCAGUUUUGUGAGGAUGAGAACGGGGAGCUCAUCUACAACCGCGUCACCAACGGCUUCAACGGGCACAACGGACACAGGCAAAACGGAAACAGGCCUAAUGGGCGUGAUAACAAUGCAGAGGUCUUAUACGGAAAUAACGGCUAUGGAAAUACACAUCUGGAGGACCUGGACAGGAGACAGGUCAACACUCAGAGCCACACCUUCACCUUACCAAUCAACCCUGCUCCUCUCACUACACAGGUCGAGGCUGAAGAAGACGAUUAUGAUGGAGAGGAUUUAGACGUAAGGACUCGGGUCCAAACUGGCACUAAAAUAACUGUUGUCAAUAAAAGCACAUCAGUCCCACAUGUACAGCCUGAACUAAAGGGCAGCAAAACAUCUCACACAAGUGUUUCUGUAUCGUCUCUGCCAUCAUCUUCAUCCUCAUCAUCAUCUUCCUCAUCUUCAUCAACACUGACCCUGUCCACGUCUGGAUCUGUGAAAUCUACUUCAGUGAAUGUAAAUCCACAGCCCCACCCAGCUGUAGUCUCUGCUCCUCUGGAUCCUCGCUGCUUGCUCACCCUGAGCCAGGGAUCCUGCCGAGACUACAUCAUACGCUGGUAUUAUGACAAACAAGCAAACGCUUGUGCUCAGUUCUGGUACGGAGGAUGUGAUGGCAACAACAACCGCUUCGAUACAGAGGCCGAAUGCAAGAAAACAUGCGUCCGUACCACUAGAGCCUUUUAUGGAAGUAACUACACCGAUCAGGCAUAA